Hypomesus transpacificus is the source of this 4361-nucleotide messenger RNA. It is a transcript of the gene dusp3a, whose product is annotated as dual specificity phosphatase 3a. Gene Ontology annotation, molecular function: protein tyrosine/serine/threonine phosphatase activity; MAP kinase phosphatase activity. The coding region runs from base 366 to 998 and encodes 210 amino acids. The record is from RefSeq and is a predicted model, not a curated record. The transcript is spliced from 3 exons. Gene Ontology annotation, cellular component: cytoplasm. Lineage: Eukaryota; Metazoa; Chordata; Actinopteri; Osmeriformes; Osmeridae. Gene Ontology annotation, biological process: negative regulation of MAPK cascade; protein dephosphorylation.
GGUGGAAGGAAGACUGAAAUGUAGUCGACUUCGUUAUCGUACCACAAAACAAACGUAAUUGAGCGGUCGGUCUAAUGGCGCCCUCUCUGCUUUGUUGAUCGGUCCUCGGUUGCAAUCCUUGUACGUGCGUGUCGCUGUCCUCCGCCAAUUCCUAUCUCCAGGGCGUCUGACCGGCGGUGGGCGAGUUGGGGUGUGUCUGCCAGCGAGAGAGAGAGAGAGGGAGGGAGCGUGCGUUUCAGAUAGCUUGGACACCACACGACUCAAGUGAGAAUAAAAUGCUGCAAAAUCAGAAAUUGACACGACUCGUGCUCUGGCAGUAAUCUGACACUUGUUUGUUCGCCGAUACGAAGAGACAGCCUGGAACCAUGAAGAAACACCAGAGCCCGGCAAAACAACCACCAGCUGAAGUCACCAUACCAGACAACGAGGUUACUGUGCAACAACUGAACGAGCUUCUGUCGAAUGGCAGUGGAUUUUACAGUUUACCAACACAACAUUUCAACGAGGUCUUCCCCAGAAUAUACGUUGGUAACGCGUUCGUAGCCCAGAAUGUGAUGCGCCUGCAGAAACUCGGGGUGACACACAUCCUGAACUCGGCGGAGGGCAACUCCUUCAUGCACGUCAACACCAGCGCAGGGUUCUACUCCGGCACGGGCAUCACCUACCACGGCAUCAAGGCCAACGACACGGAGCAGUUCAACCUCUGCGCCUUCUUCGAGGAGGGCGCAGAUUUUAUCGAGAAGGCCCUGGCACACAAUAACGGAAAAGGGAAGGUGUACGUCCAUUGUCGAGAAGGCUACAGCCGCUCCCCGACCAUGGUCAUCGCUUACCUCAUGCUACGCCACAGAAUGUCUGCAAGGCAGGCGGUCGCCACGGUGAGGCACAAGAGAGAGAUCGGCCCCAACGAAGGCUUCCUGCGCCAGCUGUGCCAACUCAACGAGAAGCUGGCGAAAGAGGGCAAGCUGAACGGAGAGGUCGGGAAGUUAAAGACCAAAUGAGAAGGAUUGAGAGAGACACAAAUCCUUCUUCCAUUCUGCCUUUACAGGUCUCAGCUGCCCCCGGAAGAGCCAACGACACCUGACCGACCCAAACCAGCAGACACUCAGACACACCACACCACUGCAACACACACACUCACACUUGUACCUUACACACACACUUACAAGUUAAAAACACCUCACAAUCCCACACUUCUAGUUCUCUCCUCUUCUUCCUGUGCCACACACACACACACCCCUACACACAUCCGUCACGCUGCCAUCCUCCUUGUCACCAUCGCUUUUCCCUGCAGAUCUGUGAGGGUACCUCUGCCUGAUAUCCAGCUGCUCUCACACUGAAGGGGAGGUUAGGCAAGGAGAGACUGGAACCUUCUCCAAACACGGCUCAAUGCUCUCCUCUCCUUCCUGUUCUAUCUCCCUGUCUCCUCACUCCACAGACAGACUUCUGACUGGACCCGUAGACCACGAACACAACCGCAAAGUGUCUGUGUUGACCUGAGAUGUAAAGCAUUCCCUUAACCACACGUGUAGUUUACUUUCACACGCUUCCCUUUUUGGAGCAAAGAGGUUGACAAUGUGGUUUAAAUCAUAGAUUAUAGCACAACUAUCGUUUCCCAGUAGAUUGUAACCAUUCCAUAGUUUCACACUGCCCUGCAGUCCCUACCCUGCACCUCAGAGUGUCUGAGGUGACAAAUAAUGUCAUAGCAUAAAAGGACACCUUUCCCUGCUCUUCCUGGAAGUGUGGGAUAUUCCGUGACAUAGGAACAGGAAGUAGUGUAGGGAUAUCAAAGCGAUAUCAUGGCAAUUCCUGUAAAAGAUGCUGCCAAAUUUUAUAUGAAGAGAGAAGAUUAAACAUUCCAUGAAGAGAGAGAACACGCCCCCUUGAGUUGUGACACUCCAGCCCCUGAUGACCCCCACACCCCUGCAGACACAUACUGAAUGAAUCCAGAAUCUAGUACACUUGUGCCCCUGUGUAUGCACACACAUCCGUCCCCAAUCCACGCUAACUCAACACAGCCUUUCUCAUUUCCUCAGCCCAUAACCUCCUCCCUUUUUUCUAGCGGAUCAAGUGCAUUUACACACAGGAAUCUCCCCAUUCACAAAGACGCACUUGUCAUGCCAGACAGUUAUCCACUGCCAAACACCCGUGACACCCACCGUCGUUCCAACUGUCCAACAACGUUACAAUCGUUUGUCUUAGGUCUGUUCAUGUCCACUGCCUUGUUCCUGUGUGUACUAACGUCAGACAGCAUCUGGCCUAGUACACAGACGCAGGGUUGAAUGACAAGGCUUUUCUGUUUGUCUGUAAUAGUACAUUGCAGUAUAUGUCAAUCAUCCCACUAUGUUUAUGAUAUAUCAACGAGAAUGCCCAAAACAUCACAAUGUAUGUUACAUAGACACAUACUAUAAUAGCUAGUAGUCCAGUCUGUAUUAUGGUAGGCCUCAGAUUGGACUUCAUUUAGUGUAAGUUAAAAAGUUGGCGCCGUAAAAGACUCGCGCUUUUGUGUUGAAACCGACGAGCUCGCUCGACUUCAACACAUCAAGGAUGUUCGCCCCUCAAACAUUCAUAAGAGACGUUAACCCUUACGAUGCUCCCUGGGUCUCGACUUCACGUUCAAACUGAGCCGCCAUCCCUAACAUCAUCCAGCCCUCGCCCGUCACACUAACGAGGAGAGGGGAGAGAGUCCAUCGCCCACCGUAGAUCACUUUAGAAUCCACGCACGGCGUGCACUAAAGAGGGCGUUAGUGCGCGCAGCUCGCACGGCCAGUCAGUUCUCGUUGCGCUCACGCUACGACGCCCGAGGGCUCGUCUGCGUCCACGAAACGAGCCGGCUCCGCUUCUCACAAUGGAGGAGAAAACUGACACUAGGAAACUAGGUUACAUUGUGACAUACAACACUAUCUAUUCCUCUUUUCGUGUCUAUAUACAUAUGAAUAUAUACAUGUACUGUAUAUACAUAUUUAAGUGUUGACAUAUAUGAAUGUGACAGCAAUGUGUCUAUAAUCUGUAGGUAUCGUAAGUACAUGUGUUAGUCCUUAUGUAUCAUUCUGUAAUUAGAUAUUAUACGCCAUUGCAAACGUUUACACUUGGCAAACAGCUUUCAUGUCAACAUCACCGUCCACCCCAUCUUUCCUUCUCAGCUGUUGGUGCUGUAUAGUCCAUCAGGGCCAGUACAGCUUUCAUGGGUUUGUGUUGACCUCAGUUUUCAGGAGAACUCGAAAUAUUGUAGUAAUCACAGAAUAGGGGUUGGAUUGUGGAUGUGAGUAGAAUGUAUUGAUUCUGUGAGUCACAGCAGGUGGAAAAGGAUGUCCUCUUUCACUGUUAUUCUGUGUUCUCUGCACAUCAGUCAUAAUCCCAUCACCCCUCCCAACCGCCUGUCACCGGCUCACCACCAGCACACAGAAGGCAGUCCUGUGAAGAGAGUCAAUCGGAGAAUGAAAGGAUAAUCUGAACCUAUCAUUAAACAUUCCUGUGUAAUCCCAACAUCUAGGAUUUUAAUAACCUUCGAACUAACAAUUUUAAUCACAGAAGAAAAACUCAGUACCAUCCCACAAACAAACCAUUGCGAUAGAAGACUAUCUGCUCUGCAACCUACUGUUCAGUAGGUCUUUUUAAAUGUUUUUAAACUGGCUUUGUGACUCAAAACACUGGUUUGUUUUGCUCCAAUUGUGUCAAAUGUAGGAGUGAUUAUCCUACCGAAACACAAAGAGCAACAACAAUUUUUAAGAUUUACAGUUCCUUUGUAUGAAUAAUACCUUCAAAACGGUCCAAGAUGAGGGUAUUUCUUUUAAAGCAUAAACUGCCUACACUUACACCCAUAGAAGUGGUUUACAGGGAACUUUGUUAGUACCUGAGUUCCACAAAUAAGGUUACUUUCAAUUAACACAAGUGAUGAGGAAGUGAAGGAUCAUGGGACAGAGUUGUUGAGCAACAUCAUCUGUACACUCACCCUCUCAUAUGUUGAGAAAUACUGCCACCUGCUGUUUUCAUGAUUCCAGUGGUCUGCACAAAUUGUCAAUUAUUUCAUGGCUAUUUUGAGUCCUUGUUAGAAACUUUUUCUGCAGUACUUGAUAAACAUUGUCAGUAUUGUGAACCAAUAACUGUGCGUAAGGCAGGACUAUGUCGUUCUUUGGAAUGUUAUUUGCAACGUUAGCCAAAUGAUACGUUUAAACACAUUAUCUUGUGGUUAUGUUUUUGGUAUGUGCUGAAUUGUCAAGAAUGUCAAUUGUGACCUUCCUGUAGUGUGUAAUGCUAUAUACUGGGUAAGUUACAUGCACUGUGGCUAUUGUGAAUCAUAUGACGCAAUAAUGACAGUUACUAGGUAUUUUCAUCAGCCCACAAGUAAUAUACGCUGCAAAACA